This is a messenger RNA of Williopsis jadinii, 911 nucleotides long. RefSeq lists its product as uncharacterized. NCBI's taxonomy places the organism in Eukaryota, Fungi, Ascomycota, Saccharomycetes, Phaffomycetales, Wickerhamomycetaceae. The transcript has 3 exons. The annotation marks the transcript as partial. The record is from RefSeq and is a predicted model, not a curated record.
AUAGAAGAUAUACAUGAUGAAGUGCAUGAUGACACGCAUGAAGUAAACUAAAAAUUGACAAUCUUCCAGUACACAAAGAGAUGGAUUGUAUGGUGAACAGCUAUAUUCUCAGUACAAUUUAACUCUAACUCGUGCAUUCUGCCUUCAUGCAGUGAGUUGCAUAUUUCACAAAACCCCAGUAACCAUCAAGAUAACACACUUAAAUGUAAAGUGCACAAAAGCACUGUCUUGAAUUAUUUAACAAGCUCUGAAUCCUCAAAAAUUGUUCUUCAACUCUUUCCACUCUUUCCCAAAUCCCCAAAGAUGGUAACAAAGGCUGAUCGCCGUGAUGGAGUCUGUCCACCUCCUUCAAGGUUAUCACCUUGACACAUCUUAGGGUAUACUGCCUAGUACACCAUCACUACUGGGAAUACGUGAAGACUAUUGAGCAACAGCAGAACAAAGUGAGUUUGGUCAACCUGCUUUGUAUGGUCACUGUGUUGGCUGAUUAGCAUUUACCAGAUCACUGACUUACAACAGGAUAUAUAAGGCACAAGGUCGACAGAUGGUGAGGGCUCUCCUAGCUGAACGAUAUUGAUAGGGGUUUGGUACUUUUGGGAUGUUAUCGUCUUGACGGUUCUCACAAGGUGCGAUGCUGAAGAAGUACAGUUGCGCUACUCUCAAGUUUUGGGUUCAUGAUCCGACGUUAUCAUUGGAUGUUCAGUUGACCAUACGAGGUAUGUCCAGGAUGAAGGUUGUCUGAGGGAACUCUGUCCAGCUUUCGUUAGAUGAGCUCAGUCUGAAUUCAAGUGUGGUUGUCAUGAUUGUUGUUGGUGAUGGAAGAUGAAGUCUUGGCUGUCGACUGCGAGAUUGACACUCACACGAGAUCUGUCCAGGAUGACGGUUGUCUGAGGAAAGUCUGUCCAGCUUUC